This is a messenger RNA of Dendroctonus ponderosae (mountain pine beetle), 4709 nucleotides long. Its product is annotated as calcium-activated chloride channel regulator 4. Lineage: Eukaryota; Metazoa; Arthropoda; Insecta; Coleoptera; Curculionidae. The transcript has 5 exons. The record is from RefSeq and is a predicted model, not a curated record. The coding region runs from base 475 to 4125 and encodes 1216 amino acids.
ACCUAGUGCUAUACCGUCAAUCGCAUCAAUUGCAUCCUGCACCAACGAAGUAGUGGGAGUCAAUCCGCCUCAACCGCGCUCAUCUUCAGCGAAAGCUCCGAAGCGCUUUUCCAAGUUCAGUCCGACAGCGGCACUGUUACCGAAAGCUCUACGGUUUAAAAGUCCCUCUUCGGUCACGCUGAUUCUUUACGUAGAAUAACUGUUCACUCACCGGAACGUCAGUUGCGAUUUGUUGUUAUGUAGUUGGGUCGUCGUGGUAACUUGGUUGAAUCAAUAAACUUUGUUCAGUUGCCGGCUUCAUUUGCACUGUGAAACUUUGUGACAACCGAAAACUUUUCAGUGCUCAAAUUCGAAAAUUUAGUUCGCGCUUUUGAACAAUUGUAUUGGACAUGACCGCCUCCGGUCACACCGUAUAGUUUCCGCAUAAACAAUACCCGCAUCAUUGAAAGAAGAAGCAACAAAAAAACAACGAAAAUGGAUUUGUUCAGUUCAGUUUUCCUGCACCUUUUCAUAUUCGGCCUCCUGAGGGCCACCACCUGCUUGGAGAUGCGAAAUGGUGCCUACCAGGACUUGGUGAUCAAAAUUGCUGACAACGUUCCUCAGAACGAGUGCAGGAAAUUUUUGGACAAUUUAGAGGGAACGCUGACAAGUGCAUCAGCAUACCUGUUUUCCGCCCUAGACAGUAGGGCCUACUUUCGAUCAGCAACUGUUUUACUUCCUUCGUCAUGGCCGGACUCCUGUGCGUCUACAGAGGUUUUAGGCGCUUCCGGAGAAGUUUCAGAUAUAACGGUUCUACCAUCGGAUCCAAUCAGAGGAAACCUCUACACCCAACAAACGCUUGGCUGUGGAAGACCCGGAGACCAAAUUUUUCUGAGCUUCGAGAGCCUACAACAUCGAAAUCCCGCUCUACCUCGAGCUUUGAUCAAAGAAUUCGCCAUGUACCGUUAUGGAGUAUUUGAAGAGCAGGGCUACUUCAAUGAUCCCGUAUACCCGAUGUGUUUUAUCGACGAUCUGAAGAAGAAAGUUAAAGUUACUGGAUGCUCAGAUUUGCCAAUCAACGAUAACGGAGCUUGCUCUUCAGAUGACUCCACGCCUUAUAACGUUACUGAGAUGGUCGAUCCAGACGCGAGAUCGUCAAUUAUGUUUACUGCUGAAGCUCCUUGGGUCUCAAUGUUCUGUGAUGACGGAAACCAUGAUCGGUAUGCACCGACUAAACACAAUCUGAUUUGCCAGAGAAGAAGCGUGUUGGACGUGAUUUUAAAACAUCCCGACUUCACUGAGGGUGGUGAUCAGCACAGUUUCAGUAGCAAUCAAAUCGCUGAUACUGCUCCUCUGAUUGUUUUUAAGAAGCAAAACUUGACUCGUUAUGUCUUUGUGGUCGAGAGUAAUAAAGAUAUGCUGCAGAGAGAGUCUUGGACCUACUUGCGCUUGGCUAUUCGAUUUUGGGCAAAGCACAUUGUUCCCGAUAACACCGAACUGGGCCUGGUACUUGCCACCGCAACCCCGAACAAGUCCUUCAAAAUUAUGAGCAUGAAAAGCAGCAUUAACAAGUUUGGGUCUUUUAUAACUAACAACCCGAACCGAGAUAAUUUCUACUCAGCUCUUCCCUACACACCAAGCGAAUCUUCUCAGCCUGGCUGUCUACAUUGCGCUUUAAAAAUCGCCAUGGACAUGCUGAAUGAGCGAACAGUUUCGAAUGGCCCUGCAAGCAACGUUAUUAUCGUUAUAGCUCCCGGUAUGAUGCUUACUGAUCAAAUCAGGAAUACUGUUGACGACUUGAAGCGAAAUAAAAUUCGAGUGGCCACGAUUAACUAUCCAGACAUUGUAAGACCAAAUACUUUGAGAUAUCUUGCUGAAGAGACCAACGGAUAUGAUUAUACCAUUUUCGAGAAAAAGUUGAACGUGGCUACGACGAUGCUGACCACUUAUUUUGACCUCUACAAUGUCCUAAAUGAUAUUGUGCAGAAAUUUUACUCAGGAAGUCAAGCUGAUCUUCUAGUUGAGAUUCAUCGUAAAGAAAUAACUGAUAAAACUGGCAGACCGCUGGUGAGUGGAACUUUCAUCCUGGACCCGAGCAUGACUGAACAAGUGAAGUUUACCUUCUUCACCUACAACAACUACGCCCCCUUGUUCAAAGGGUUGAAACUCACCAGCCCAAGCAACCACAUCUACGAUACUAGAAACGACUUAUACAUCGACUUCAAGAUGAUCACUUUGAAUGCCAACUUCUCUGAGAGUGGAACAUGGACUUACAACGUGGAACCUUACGCUGGAAACCCUCAGCCUCACUAUUUGCAAGUUUUGGCCACCCCCAAUUCCGCUUACGUUCCAGUCGUGAAAGCGUCAUUUAGAAUCCAGAAACUCAACGCCGGAUUGUUAGUUCUUGUGGCCGAAGCCAAGUAUGGCGAUUUGCCAAUCCUUGGAGCCAAAGUUGAGGUGACAGUGACCAAGCAAGGAGUGAAUGAUACAACCCCGCAAACUUCAAUCAUCUACUUGUUGGAUUCUGGGUCUGGAGACCCCGAUAUCACUAAAGGGGAUGGAGUUUAUACGAGAUAUUUCAGCCCUGAGGAUGCGGGCCUACACACUUUUGAAGCAGUUGUUAGCAACAAUGAUAACACGGCUUAUACAUGGAGUGCUUCGAAAAAUGAAGAACACAGGCCUUGUUGUGGCAGCUCGAUUAAAAGCAACGGCGCCCAACAGAUUGCCCCAUUCCAACGAUUCCUGACCAAGCAAGCUCUGAUCAUCACAAUGGACGAUAUCAAAGAGCAGUUGGAAAAUCCCAUUCCAGUUGGCAGAAUCGGAGACUUGCGAGUAGAAAUAUAUGCUGAAGACAUGAAAGCCAAACUCACCUGGGCAGCACCUGACAUGGGAGGAAACCGCGUGUCCCGAUACGAAAUUAAGUAUGCAUAUAACGUUUUGGACAUACUGGACAAAUUCGAAACUGCCGCUAGUAUUUGGGAUACUGGAAAUAACGGCCCUUAUCCCAUGGACGCUGGUUCCGAAACAACUUAUAUUAUUGAUAUGUCUCAGAACAAGGAACUGCUGGAUAAGCCACUCUAUUUUGCUGUGAAAUCGUACGGCACAGUGGGAGCAGACUUAUCUGGACCUGUUUCUAACUUUGUUAGAGUUCUGGUUCCAUCUCCACCUCCUCCACCGACGAUCGCUCCAACAAGCUCACCAAAUGAACAGUCCAAAUGGCCAAAUCACGUACAUCCGAUUGGAGGAGAUCCCGUUGGUCCAAGGAUUGCAAAGAGUAUGUCGGUGGGGUUGGAACUAAUCUUACCAGUUGCAAUUGGAAUCAUUCUUUUGGUAGUACUGCUAAUAGUCUAUUGCUACUUCUGCGUGGUCCGAAAGAAGGCUAGCAACAACCACAAGUCAGCGAAAGCAAAUGCAAUUAAAAAAGAUAACUUGAAUUCAACUAUUACUAUCGUCCCGAGCAGCCCUCAACAUAAUAACUCUUCUCCGCAACAUAAUACUUAUCAAAGCACUGAAGCUCCCGAUCCACACCAGGUAGGCGUGCCUGUGAACAACUAUGCAUAUGAAGAUGAAACGAAGAAGCGAUAUUCUUUGGUCAACCAACAGGAACAACAACUUAUCGAAGAAUUGAAGCAACAGCAACAGCAUCAGAUGCAGCAACAAAGGGAUAACUUGCCACCUGCGUAUUCAGGACUGAGCGUUAUUUCCAACAACACCAUAAACCGAAAUGGACAGCCGUUGAGUCCAUACAACUCUUGGAGCGCGUCGCAACUGCUCCAUGAGCACGAAAGACGAUACAGUCCAAUGGAAAAUAUGAUGAAUGAGGAGCCUUUGAUGACCCAUCAAGAAGUGCUAGCCCAGAUGGAUCACAUGUCAAUUAAUGGUCAAAGCAUGGAUCAUAUGAACGUCAAUGGACAUCAGAUUGUUGAACAAUACCCACCUCCAGUUCCACCUCUGCCAGCUUUUAAUAACGGGGGGUAUCCAGUGAAUUACAGCAUUUAUGGUGUUCAUCAAGGCCCCCCUCCACAGAACCAGAUCUACCAAAGCAUGCCCAGAGAUCAAAGCGUUCAAUUUAACCAAAGCCUUCAAGGAUCCAUGACCUCAGUAAAUAGCGGAGAGAAAAAACGUAGAAAUGUGACAAUGGUAUAACAAUACGUUGUAUAUAAAAGUGUGAGUGUAAAAGAGAGUGAAAGUUGUACAAGUUUCUUGUGAAUGCCUGUCUUUGUAUAUUAUGUAUAAUUUUUGUUGGAUCUGUAUAUAUAAUUUUGACUAGUCAAAACACGCUGUAUAAUAAUGAACUUGUUGUCUUGUGAACUUAAUGUGAAAAGUAGGCUUAAAGGUUGCCGUCUGGCAAUUUAUAUUAUCUUCAUGCUACUUAAUAAUAAGAUGCCAUUAUUAAACAUGGCGUUAUCUACUUGACUUUAUAAAGCACAAACUCUCGAUUCACGUAACUUUAUACAUUGUAGUUAAGUAAUGUGUUUGUAUAUAUCUUACCCUUGAAGCCAGUACUUAUAGUAUUAUACAUUAUAAGGAAUAUCCAAAAAAAGAAACGUUUUCGUUUUAGAAAUGCAUUGUUAAAAAGACUGAUCUCACUUUUAAUUUUGUUUUUAUUUUGUUUAGUGGGGUUUGAUUUUCAUAUUUUAUUGUACAUAGUUUUCUUAGAUAUAAGCCACCAUGUACAAAAUAUUUUGUAGGAUGAAACUUUGAUGCCAGUAAAUAUUUGUCGUAAUUGA